CCCGCUAGCGAGUCAUGAUGGUUGAAUCCGCCUCGGAGACGAUACGGUCCACUCCCUCCAGCCAAAACGGGGUCAGCAGCCUCGCGAACCAGCCCGAUGGGGCGGGGGGCGGCGGCGGCGGGGGCGGCGGACGAGAAGGAGCGGCGAGCGGCGAGCCCAACGGCGAGAUGAGCCCCGUGGAGCUCCUGCACUUCCAGCAGCAGCAGGCUCUCCAGGUGGCACGACAGUUCCUGCUGCAGCAGGCCACGGGGCUCAGCUCGCCCGGCGGCAACGACGCCAAGCAGCCGGCGGUGCAGGUGCCCGUGUCCGUGGCCAUGAUGUCCCCGCAGAUGAUCACGCCGCAGCAGAUGCAGCAGAUCCUCUCUCCGCCCCAGCUCCAGGCCCUCCUGCAGCAGCAGCAGGCCAUAAUGCUGCAACAGUUGCAGGAAUAUUACAAGAAGCAACAGGAGCAGCUUCACCUGCAGCUAUUGACACAACAGCAAGCCGGAAAGCAGCAACCCAAAGAGCAGCCGCUAGGGAAUAAGCAGCUGGCCUUCCAGCAGCAGCUCCUGCAGAUGCAGCAGCUCCAGCAGCAGCACCUGCUGAACCUCCAGCGGCAGGGGCUGGUGAGCCUCCAGCCGGGCCAGGGCACCGUCCCGCUGCAGAGCCUCCCGCAAGCCGUGUGCCCCUCGGACCUGCAGCAGCUCUGGAAGGAGGUCACCGCCAGCCAGCCCGUCGAAGACGGCAUCAAGCAAGAGGGCCUCGACCUCACCACCAACACCUCCAACUCUACCUCGUUUUCGGCCGCCAAGGUCUCGCCUCCCAUUUCUCAUCACUCUCUGCCCAACGGACAGAGCGCCAUGCACACGCCGCGAAGGGACAGCUCUUCCCACGAAGACAACCCCGGCUCCCACCCCCUCUACGGCCACGGUGAGUGCAAGUGGCCCGGCUGCGAAACCCUCUGCGAGGACUUGGGACAGUUUGUCAAACACCUCAACACGGAGCACGCGCUCGAUGACCGAAGCACGGCCCAGUGUCGGGUUCAGAUGCAGGUGGUUCAGCAGCUGGAAAUACAGCUGGCGAAGGAGAGCGAGCGCCUGCAAGCCAUGAUGGCCCACCUGCACAUGAGGCCCUCGGAGCCGAAGCCUUUCAGCCAGCCCCUGAACCUGGUCUCCAGUGCCACCCUCUCCAAGAGCACUUCGGAUACGUUCCCAGACAGCUUACCUCAUCCCCCCACCUCCGCCACCGCUCCCAUCACCCCGCUGCGGCAGGGCCCCUCUGUCAUCAGCUCUUCCACUUUACACAACGUGGGGCCCAUCCGCAGGAGAAACUCGGAGAAGUUCUGCACCCCGAUAUCUUCAGAACUUGCACAGAAUCACGAGUUUUACAAAAACGCGGAUGUCCGGCCGCCCUUCACGUACGCCUCGCUCAUCCGGCAGGCCAUCCUCGAGACCCCAGACAGGCAGCUAACGUUGAAUGAAAUCUAUAACUGGUUCACGCGGAUGUUCGCCUACUUCAGGAGGAACACGGCCACCUGGAAGAACGCCGUGCGCCACAACCUGAGCCUGCACAAGUGCUUCGUGCGCGUGGAGAACGUCAAGGGCGCCGUCUGGACCGUCGACGAGCACGAGUACCAAAAGCGAAGGCCACCAAAGAUGACCGGGAGCCCGACUUUAGUCAAGAACAUGAUUUCGGGACUCGGUUACGGAGCACUUAAUGCCAGUUACCAGGCCGCCCUCGCGGAGAGCAGCUUCCCCCUGCUGAACAGCCCCACCAUGAUCAACACGAGCUCCGCCAGCGGCAUGCUGCACGUGGGCCACGACGACGUGAGCAGCACCGUGGAGCAGGUGAACAGCAACGGCAGCAGCAGCCCGCGGCUUUCCCCGCAGCAGUACAGCCACCCAGUGCACGUGAAGGAAGAGCCGGCCGAGGCCGAAGACGACAGCAGGCCCGUCUCGCUCAUGGCCCCCGCCAACCAGAAUGUGACGAUUCCCGACGACAGGGACCUGGAGGAGGAGCUGCCGGUGGAAGACUUGUCCUAAGGACCCUUCCUCCUCCCCGAGGGGCAAGCGCUUCCCGCCCUCCCCAGCCGGAGACGAGCGGCAGCUCCCGCCUCCUCCGGGCCACCUUCGGCGUUAACCCCUUUCUCAAAGGCACUUCCACAGAGCAGAAGGGUUUCCUUGGUGCGACCUGUUGCCGGUGGCACGUCCCUCCUCUUCCCCACUGCCCCGUGCCGCGUCCCCGUCCCGGUGACUGACGGAUUCCUGCAACAGGGGACGCGCAGAGAUACGAAAGCCCAAGAGCUGAACUUUUUCUCCCCCUCCUCCCUCGGUUAGUGACUGGCGGACGAGGAUGGUAGGUUGUUUCUGUCCGAAGUUGUCCCUCCUCCCUUCCCGGCGCCCCCGGAUCCGGUGCGUAAGGAAGGCACCUCCGUCCGCGGAGCCGUGGCUGGGCUCCGCUCUGCUCGGGAAGACGCAGCUCCGGGGUCUCCCCCGCGCCGCCGUGGACGCCACCGGCCUGGGCGUCCUCGGAGGGGAGGCGACGGCAGGACCCCCCCGCCGCGCGUCCCCUGCCCGAGGGGGCUUUGCACUAGGAGGAACCUCGAAGCCUUCCAGCCCACUGCCUCCCUCCAGCCGGAUGGCACCUUCGGGGGAAGAAACACCAGAAACGGGGACGAGACCUCCGCGGUGGCGUGGGAGAUGGCCGUGCGCCCCGGUCCUUCGUUCCGUGGCCGGGAACCGGGGGCGGCCGCGCCGUCGCCGUCGGCUCUCCGUGCCGAGUCGCUGAACCACUCGGAGGGCGGAAGACGUAACCGGUGCUCGCCGUCGUCCCCGAGCCCCGCGGUCCCGGCCGGGCGCCCGGCGGCGUCGAGGCGGUGACGGCUGGGCGGGACGGACGCGAGCUCUUUCCUGCCCCGCGGUGCGCGGCGAACCGCCGGGAAGGCAGCACAGGGCCCGGGCCCGGGCGCCGGCCCGAGACGCGUCUUCCAGUGCAGGGACGGGCUCCGGCGCCCGCUUCUUCCUCCUCCUCCUCCUCCUCCUCCUCCUCUGCUGCCGUCCCCGAAGCCGUGGGGAGUUCUCAGCGGGCGAAGGCCGAGCGCGGCGGGCACGUGCGGUGAGCCGUCCGCGCUCGGGUCCCCCGGCGCCGCCGUGCCGA
Rhea pennata is the source of this 3135-nucleotide messenger RNA. RefSeq names its product forkhead box P4 (gene FOXP4). Gene Ontology annotation, molecular function: DNA-binding transcription repressor activity, RNA polymerase II-specific; RNA polymerase II cis-regulatory region sequence-specific DNA binding. Lineage: Eukaryota; Metazoa; Chordata; Aves; Rheiformes; Rheidae. Gene Ontology annotation, biological process: regulation of transcription by RNA polymerase II. Gene Ontology annotation, cellular component: nucleus. The record is from RefSeq and is a predicted model, not a curated record.